Molecule: messenger RNA, 540 nt
Organism: Microthlaspi erraticum
Lineage: Eukaryota; Viridiplantae; Streptophyta; Magnoliopsida; Brassicales; Brassicaceae
Source: the annotation of a GenBank genome assembly
AUGGCUUCUUCUUCGCUUCCCAUGGCUAUCCUCUUCUCCUUCAUCUUCUUAUCCUCUCUCGCCGCUGCAAAUGAGGUCACCGUCGGUGGAAAAUCCGGCGACUGGAAGAUCCCUCCUUCCUCUUCUUACUCCUUCACCGAAUGGGCUCAAAAAGCUCGCUUCAAAGUCGGCGACUUUAUAGUUUUCCGGUACGAAGCUGGUAAAGACUCGGUUUUGCAAGUAGCACAAGAGGCUUACAAGAGCUGCAACACCAUGAACCCGUUGGCUAACUACACCGAUGGAGAGACCAAGGUGAAACUGGAUCGAUCCGGUCCAUUUUACUUCAUUAGUGGAGCCGAUGGUCACUGUGAAAAGGGUCAGAAGCUGAGCCUCGUCGUGAUUAGUCCUCGUCACGUUGCCUUUUCUCCGGCUCCUUCACCUACUCUGGUUGAUUUCGGAGAAGGUCCAGCCUUGGCUCCAGCUCCAACCAGCGGCUCAGCUAGGCUUGGUGGUGGGUUUGCUGUGUUCGGUCUUGUUCUUGGUCUAUGGGCUUGGUUCUGA